Molecule: messenger RNA, 3021 nt
Organism: Linum tenue
Lineage: Eukaryota; Viridiplantae; Streptophyta; Magnoliopsida; Malpighiales; Linaceae
Source: the annotation of a GenBank genome assembly
CAUCAUUAUGAGCAGAUUAUAGAGAGAGAUAGCAAGAGUUGUGUAUAUAUAAAUAUAUACUAUUACAUUAUAUACGAGACCAGAGGCUUCUAACUUGGCAUGGGAUUGAUAGACAGAUUGACAAUUUGACAUGAUAUGAUGUCUAAUAACAAUAAUGAGAAUCAAGUAUCUGCCUCCAACGUCUCUUCUCGUACCAAAGACCUCUUCGCCUCCCCAGCUCUCUCCCUCAGCCUCGCUGGGAUAUUUCGAGGGGGGAAUGCGGCGGCGGCGGCGGCAGGAGGAGGAGGAGGAGGAGGGAGCGCGGAGGUGGAGGAUGGGGAGGAAGGGAGCGGCGGCGGCGGGGGAGGGAGGAAGAGGAGAGAGGAGACGGUGGAGAUAAGUAGUGAGAACUCCGGGGCUGUGGUGAUGAUGAGGUCUUAUUCGUGCAGGUCGACGGCCGGCGAUGGUGAGUUUGAGAUGGUAGGGGAGCACGAUGACGAGAACGACGAAGAGGAGGAUGACGAUGACGAUGACGACGAGAGAAAUGCGAAGGGCGGCGAGAGGGGCGGCGGUGGGGAGAAGACGAUGAUGAAGAGCAAGAAGAAGAGGAAGAAGUACCACCGCCAUACUCCUGAACAGAUCAGAGAAAUGGAAGCGCUGUUCAAAGAAUCACCACACCCGGACGAGAAGCAGAGGCAGCAGCUGAGCAAGCAACUGGGGCUGGCCCCGCGGCAGGUCAAGUUCUGGUUCCAGAACCGCCGCACCCAAAUCAAGGCCAUCCAAGAGCGCCACGAGAACUCCUUGCUCAAGUCCCAUAUCGACAAGCUCCGCGACGAGAACAAGGCCCUCAGGGAAACCAUCGCCUCCGCCGCCUCCUGUUGCUGCCUCAACUCCGACCUCCUCCCCUCCUCCGACGAACAACACCUCCGCCUCGAGAAUGUCAAGCUCAAAGCCGAGGUGGAGAGGCUUCGAGUUCUGGUGGAGAAACACACGCCACCAGGCGGCCGCGGAGCAGCAGGUGCAGGGACUACUACUACGGUAGCCACGAGCUCGUGUUCCGGAGGAAGCAGCGACCGCCACAAUCAGCAAGACCAUAAUAACAACAACAACAAGAGCAGGGGCUCCGCCGCCACGACGACGACGUCCCUGGAUUUCUACUCGGGCGUUUUCGGGCUGGAGAAGGCGAGGGUGCUGGACGUGGCCAACCAGGCCAUGGACGAGCUCAAGAAGAUGGCUGCAGCCAACGACCCACUCUGGGUUCGGAGCAUCGAGACCGGGCGCGAGAUAUUGAACUACGAUGAAUACCUCAAGGAGUUUGGUGGUGGAAGAGGCAGGGCGGCUGUCGUCGAGGCUUCGAGGAGCAGCGUGGUUGUGUUUCUGGAGAUUCAGCGGUUGCUUCAGAGCUUCAUGGACGUGAAUCAAUGGAAAGAGAUGUUUGCAUGCAUGGUAGCAAAGGCGGCGACUGUUGAUGUCAUCUGCAAUGGAGAUGGCCCCAACAGAAAUGGGGGAAUCCAACUGAUGUUUGCAGAGCUCCAGAUGCUGACACCAAUGGUCCCAACUCGGGAAGUCUACUUCGUGCGAUACUGCAAGCAGCUUGGCCCGUACGAGUGGGGGAUUGUCGACGUCUCGAUCGACAAAGUCGAACAAAACAUCGAUGCUUCGCUCGUCAAGUGCAGGAAGCGUCCCUCUGGAUGCAUUAUUCACGAUCAAUCUAAUGGACAUUGCAAGGUUGUCUGGGUAGAGCAUCUUGAAUGCCAGAGAACAGCAGCAGUUCAUUCUUCCAUCUACAGGACCAUUGUGAAUUCUGGGCUAGCCUUCGGUGCAAAGCAUUGGGCGGCCACCCUGCAGCUUCAAUGCGAAAGGAUAGUUUUCUUCAUGGCCACAAAUGUUCCUACCAAAGACUCGACUGGUGUUGCGACAUUUGCUGGGCGGAAAAGCAUACUGAGACUGGCGCAGAGGAUGACGUGGACCUUCUGCCAUGCAGUAGGAGCGUCGAGCUACCACACGUGGAACAAGGUCUCUGCCAAGACAGGAGAGGACAUUAGGGUGUCCUCCAGGAAGAACUUGAAUGACCCUGGCGAGCCAUUUGGGGUGAUCUUGUGCGCAGCUUCUUCGGUUUGGUUACCGGUCUCUCCUCAUGUGUUGUUCGAUUUCUUACGUGACGAAGCCAGGAGAAAUGAGGUAAUGACAAAAGCGAAUGAGACCACCACAUGGAUACUCCAAGAUAGCUCUACAAAUGGCUAUGAAUCCACCAUAGUAUAUGCUCAAGUUGACAUUCCCGGCAUGCAAUCCGUGAUUACUGGAUGUGAUUCAAGCAACAUAACUAUAUUACCUUCUGGAUUCUCCAUACUCCCAGAUGGAAUCGACUCGAGGCCACAGGUGAUCACUUCAAUGGAAGACAAGGGAUCAGACGGAGGAUCUUUGCUCACUAUUGCCUUCCAAAUCCUGACAAGUACAUCUCCUACGGCCAAGCUUUCAGUGGAAUCCGUGGAGUCGGUUAAUGCGCUCAUAUCCUGCACAUUAAGGAACAUCAAGACGAGCUUGGAAUGUGAAUAAAGUUGAGUACUUUAGUUACUAGGUGGUAUGAUCAGUACAGAGAAAUCGAAUAUAGGAGUUCAGGGGAUUUACCACCUUAGUAGUGAAGCAGCAACUACCAAGGGGUUGUGGUUGUCUAGGGGAGGCUGUACACAGAAAUACUAUAAACAAUGAAUCUGUUUAACCCAAUUGGUAAACCAAAAAAGAGACAGUAUAACUUAUGAUUGAUAUAUGAUCAAUGUAUACCUUGAGCAGUGACAGAAUUUACCAAAUUUCAAUAUUGACAAGUGAAUGUCGUCAGUUUUAACUAUGGAGUUGAACUGUGAUUUCGAGAAAGAAAUCCAUAUCAGUUACAACGGCUAACUGCUGACAAGAGAGAGCACAAGAAAAGAGAAAGCGAGACUGUAUGCAGGGGAAAGGCGACUAGAGAAUCUUGAAGAAUAUGAACAAGUCACCCGCAACAGCCUCGGACUACACUCUAGUGAUAACAGCUAGACUUAAAUAAGA